Messenger RNA from Neltuma alba, 2342 nucleotides. RefSeq names its product polyadenylate-binding protein 8. The record is from RefSeq and is a predicted model, not a curated record. Bases 1 to 1956 code for a protein of 651 amino acids. Gene Ontology annotation, molecular function: RNA binding. Lineage: Eukaryota; Viridiplantae; Streptophyta; Magnoliopsida; Fabales; Fabaceae. The transcript is spliced from 9 exons.
AUGGCUCAGGUUCAGGUUCAGCCUCAGAAUGCAAUUCCGGGGACUAACGGUGCUGCUGCGGCUGGCGGGAGCAGCCAGUUUGGGGCUUCGUCGCUUUAUGUCGGAGAUCUUGACCUGAACGUCACGGAUUCGCAGCUAUAUGACCUGUUUAAUCAAAUUGGUCAGGUCGUGUCUGUUAGGGUUUGUAGGGAUUUGACUAGCCGGAGAUCACUUGGAUAUGGUUAUGUCAAUUUUGGCAACGCGCAGGAUGCUGCCAGAGCAAUGGAUGUUCUGAACUUCACUCCUCUGAAUAACAAACCCAUCCGUAUCAUGUAUUCACAUCGUGAUCCCAGUAUUCGCAAAAGUGGGGCUGGAAAUAUAUUUAUUAAGAAUUUGGACAAGGCAAUCGACCACAAAGCAUUACAUGAUACCUUUUCUGCAUUUGGGAAUAUCCUCUCUUGCAAGGUAGCCACAGACUCAUCUGGCCAAUCAAAAGGCUAUGGCUUUGUACAAUUUGAUAACGAGGAAUCUGCUCAGAAGGCCAUAGAGAAGCUUAAUGGUAUGCUGUUAAAUGAUAAACAAGUAUAUGUUGGACCCUUCCUUCGCAAGCAAGAAAGAGACAGUGCAGUUGACAAGACAAGAUUCAACAAUGUUUUUGUGAAGAACCUAUCAGAAGUAACUUCUGAUGAAGAUUUGAGGAAGAUUUUUGGUGAAUUUGGAACAAUUACAAGUGCUGUGGUGAUGAGGGAUGGGGAUGGUAAGUCAAAGUGCUUUGGAUUUGUGAAUUUUGAGAAUGCCGAUGAUGCGGCUAGGGCUGUUGAGGCCCUUAAUGGGAAAAAAGUUGAUGAAAAGGAAUGGUAUGUUGGAAAAGCUCAGAAGAAAUCCGAAAGGGAACUUGAAUUGAAACUUCGAUUUGAGCAGAGCAUGAAAGAAGCAGCUGAUAAAUAUCAAGGGGCUAAUUUAUAUGUUAAAAAUUUAGAUGACAGCAUUAGUGAUGAUAAACUUAAGGAGCUCUUCUCUCCAUUUGGAACCAUUACCUCAUGCAAGGUCAUGAGGGAUCCCAACGGAAUAAGUCGAGGAUCAGGGUUUGUUGCAUUCUCAAGUGCUGAUGAGGCAGCCCGAGCACUCUCGGAGAUGAAUGGCAAAAUGGUGGUAAGCAAACCUCUGUAUGUUGCUCUGGCCCAACGAAAAGAGGAUAGAAGAGCUAGAUUGCAGGCUCAGUUUGCUCAAAUGCGGCCUGUUCCAAUGGCACAUUCUGUUGCUCCCCGUAUGCCAAUGUACCCUCCUGGUGGUCCGGGUAUUGGACAACAAAUAUUUUAUGGUCAAGGUCCUCCUGCCAUGAUUCCCUCCCAGCCUGGAUUUGGGUAUCAACAACAGUUAGUUCCUGGCAUGAGGCCUGGUGGGGCUCCCAUGCCAAAUUUCUUUGUGCCAAUGGUUCAGCAGGGACAACAGGGUCAGCGUCCUGGUGGAAGACGUGCUGGAGCAGUGCAGCAGAGCCAGCAGCCUGUUCCACUUAUGCAGCAGCAGAUGCUUCCAAGGGGUCGUGUUUACCGUUAUCCUCCUGGUAGGGGCCUGCCUGAUGUUCCCAUGCCUGGUGUUGCUGGAGGCAUGUUUUCUGUCCCGUAUGAUGUGGGUGGAAUGCCCAUGCGUGACACAGGCCUUUCCCAGCAAAUUCCUAUAGGGGCUUUGGCUUCUGCCCUGGCAAAUGCCCCUCCUGAACAGCAGAGGACGAUGCUGGGAGAAAAUCUCUAUCCUCUUGUGGAACAGUUGGAGCCUGACAAUGCCGCUAAAGUGACUGGCAUGCUUCUGGAGAUGGACCAGACCGAGGUUUUACACUUGCUCGAGUCACCUGAAGCUCUGAAAGCAAAGGUCGCUGAGGCAAUGGAUGUCCUGAGGAAUGUCGCUCAGCAGCAGCAGGCCGGCGGUGCUGCUGAUCAGCUAGCCUCAUUAUCGCUUAAUGACAACCUUGUUUCUUGAGAGAGAUUUAUAUUUGGCCGCAGAUUCUCUGUGGAUGUUGAAUUGUUAUGGGAGGCGCAGGCUGUGAUUCAGCUAAAAUGUUCUGGGUGUUCUUAGUUCGGAUAGGUACUCUGCUUUUGGUCUGCCAGGGAUUUUCGGUCUAAAGGAUUGUUUCAAAGUUGAUUUAAAUGGUGCUUUAUGUGUGGUACUGCAGUUUGUGGUGUGUUCCAAGAAUCAGGAUUAUGAAUUGUUAUUCUGUUUGAUUGCCUCUCCCUUUUCUUUUUAGAUUAUUGCAUAUGUUGUGAUGCGAUCAUUGAUGAUAACAUUCCUCAUGAACUAGAUCUCGCGCCCAAUCGGAAAUGACUUUGAAUAUCUGAACUUUGAAAUGACUAAUUAUCUGUUGGGGA